Messenger RNA from Columba livia (rock pigeon), 473 nucleotides. It is a transcript of the gene SPINK2, whose product is annotated as serine peptidase inhibitor Kazal type 2. Bases 104 to 346 code for a protein of 80 amino acids. The record is from RefSeq and is a predicted model, not a curated record. The transcript has 4 exons. Gene Ontology annotation, molecular function: serine-type endopeptidase inhibitor activity; protein binding. NCBI's taxonomy places the organism in Eukaryota, Metazoa, Chordata, Aves, Columbiformes, Columbidae.
CCCACACCUCCUCCCAGCGCCCGGCGCUCCCGCCCGUGCCCACCCCCGCGCUCCGCCGCGGCCGUUGCGCCCGGCGCCCCCGCCCGUUGCUCCGUUGGUGGACAUGGCUGUGCCGGUGCCAGUGCUGGUGUUGCUGCCUGCUCUCCUCGCCGGGCUCCUCUCAUGUCCCGGAGCCGAUGCCAGCGUCCCGCCUGCUUGCGACAAGUAUGGUGUGCCUGGAUGUCCAAGGGACUACAACCCAGUGUGUGGGACCGAUGGAGAGACCUACUCAAAUGAAUGUGUGCUCUGCCUUUCAAACAGUGAAAAUAAAAAGAACGUCCAAAUUUUCAAGAUGGGAACAUGCUGAUAUGGCAGAUGGCCACUUUUCAAGAAAAUGAGAGGGAUGCAGACAGUCCAAAUGGAAACAAUGCCUUAAAUGUACCUUCCUUCUAUGCAGCCUGUCUUAAUAAAUAAGCUUGCCUGUUUAAGCAAAA